Messenger RNA from Cheilinus undulatus (humphead wrasse), 917 nucleotides. RefSeq names its product MCTS1 re-initiation and release factor (gene mcts1). Gene Ontology annotation, molecular function: RNA binding. Gene Ontology annotation, biological process: formation of translation preinitiation complex. The coding region runs from base 187 to 732 and encodes 181 amino acids. The record is from RefSeq and is a predicted model, not a curated record. NCBI's taxonomy places the organism in Eukaryota, Metazoa, Chordata, Actinopteri, Labriformes, Labridae. The transcript is spliced from 6 exons.
UAAAGUGAAGUAAUCAUCCUCUGACUGGCCCUCCACUGUGGAACAGGCGUGGAUUGUAUUAGCUUUAUAUGACAAAUGCAUAGUGCAUCAUUGAUGUACUGUAUUUACUAAAACUAUUUUUUGAGUAUUGUGUGCGAGUACAAGUGCCGUACAGAUAGAUUUACGCGGUAACGGAACCCAACAAGGAUGUUUAAGAAAUUUGAUGAGAAGGAAAAUGUGUCCAACUGUAUCCAGCUGAAGACGUCAGUGAUCAAAGGCAUCAAAAAUCAGCUGAUUGAGCAGUUUCCUGACAUCGAGCCAUGGCUCAACCACAUAAUGCCAAAAAAGGACCCUGUCAAAAUAGUCAGAUGCCAUGAACACAUUGAAAUCCUGACAGUGAAUGGAGAACUGCUCUUCUUUAGACAGAGAGAAGGACCAUUUUACCCAACCCUUAGACUGCUGCAUAAAUAUCCUUUUAUUCUUCCACACCAACAAGUAGACAAAGGAGCCAUUAAGUUUGUCCUAAGUGGAGCCAACAUCAUGUGCCCAGGGCUGACAUCACCAGGUGCUAAACUCUACCCAGCUGAUUCUGACACAGUAGUUGCCAUAAUGGCAGAGGGCAAACAACAUGCACUUUGCGUUGGCGUCAUGAAGAUGUCUGCAGAAAACAUAGAGAAAGUCAACAAGGGAAUUGGUAUUGAGAACGUUCACUAUCUGAACGAUGGACUGUGGCACAUGAAGACGUAUAAAUGAUAUCAUCACCUACAAUGCCCCCUUCUUCACGCUGCACACAACCCUAUUCAUCCAUACAGUUUGGAGCUCUCCACAUCACGGCUUGGGCUGCCAGUCAAAUGUUUACACCUUUGAACUUAGCUGUGUGAUUUGAUGGCUUUGAAUCAACCCCCACAAAGCAAAAAUAAAACACAUCUUGCUUAAAA